Messenger RNA from Syngnathoides biaculeatus (alligator pipefish), 1596 nucleotides. RefSeq lists its product as uncharacterized. Lineage: Eukaryota; Metazoa; Chordata; Actinopteri; Syngnathiformes; Syngnathidae. The record is from RefSeq and is a predicted model, not a curated record. The transcript is spliced from 9 exons. Gene Ontology annotation, molecular function: protein binding. Bases 398 to 1546 code for a protein of 382 amino acids.
GACAUUCCGACCAAGACCUCAUUAGACUUGACAAUUGUUGUUCAACACAAACUCAUUUCACGCUACUUUCAUGUCAAAUUGCAGCAUCAUGCAUGCAUCAAUCUUAGUUGAAAUCCUGAUUGAUGACAAGAAUAAAAAAGGAAUAAAGCAGACACAAACCAGGGAGGAUUCAUGUUUUCCAUUCUCCACAAGCAUUUGAUGCUUGUAAGAAAGUUGAUUUUCGAUUGAUGACCCUGACCUUCACCUGAAUGUUCAUCAAACAACGAAUCGCAUUUGCAACCAGAUGGGUCUCUUAUCAAAGUCAAUAUUGACAGCUGAAAUGUCACCGGCUCAAUGACCACAGUCAGUCCCCCUACAAAAGGCAGCAAUGCCACAGUCUCUUUUUUGAUCUGCUGCCAUGUUUCUACGCAUCGUGCUUGCGCUGGUGCUAACGGCGGUGGUCGUGCGAUGCGGCCCGGCUCAGCUGCUGGACCGCCGGGCUGAGCUGGACAGCAUCCGCGCGACUGUGGAGGAUCUGAAGGCCGACAGACGAGCUAUGAUGCAGCGUCUGGAGAGGGCUGAGAGGGAGCUGAAGGGAGUUCGAGGAACUCCAAAGAUUGCCUUUGCUGCCUCCCUGGGUGGAAACGGCGCCCAGAAGACGACGUCCGGAAACAAACCUCUGAUCUACAGGGAUGUCCUGACUAACGUCGGCGGGGCUUAUAACGCAGAGACGGGCACAUUCACUGCGCCCAUUCGUGGCGUCUACUAUGUCCGGUUCACCACCAAUGCACCCACUGACUUCCCCAUGAGCUCUGUGAUGUACAAGAAUGACGCAGAGAUCCAACUCAUCACUCACGAGCAGCCGUCCGGUCAGGGCAGCGAUACGGCAUCCAAUGGUGCCGCCCUGCUGCUGGAGGAGGGUGACAAGCUGAAGAUGGUGCUGUGGCACAACACGCAGAUCUGGGACAACAGCAACCACCACAGCACCUUCAGCGGAUUCCUGAUUUUCCCACUGAUUGAUGAAGCUCCGAUGGAGUUUGAUAUCGAGUCAGAGAUGAAAAGUCUUCAGGACUCAGUGACACAGCUCCAAACAGAGAACACAGAACUCAAAGAAAAAUUGGAGGGCACCGAGAUGGAGCUGAAGAUGAUGAGAGAUGUGCCAAAGGUGGCGUUUGCAGCAUCGCUAGGUGGUAACGGCCUCCAGAAGACCACAUCUGGAAUGAAGAAACUCCUCUUCAAGGACGUCCUCACCAACAUCGGAGAGGCGUACAACUCGGAGACAGGUUAUUUCACCGCACCCGUCCGCGGCGUCUACUACAUCCGAUUCACCGCCAACGCACCUACCGAUUUCGACAUGAGCGCCGCGUUGUAUAAGAAUGACGCAGAGAUCCAGCUCAUCGCCCACGAGCAGAAAUCGGGCGAGGGCAGCGACACGGCAUCCAACGGCGCCACACUGCAGCUGGAGAAGGGUGACAGGCUCUCGCUGCAUUUGUGGCACAACACCCAGAUCUGGGACAACAUCAACCACCACAGCACCUUCAGCGGAUUCCUGCUCUUUCCCCAGUAGCCCCCUUCCACACACUCACUAAACACUCAAUAAAAAACCAUUAAAUCUUU